Molecule: messenger RNA, 1701 nt
Organism: Phyllopteryx taeniolatus (common seadragon)
Lineage: Eukaryota; Metazoa; Chordata; Actinopteri; Syngnathiformes; Syngnathidae
Gene: dnpep
Product: aspartyl aminopeptidase
Exons: 15
Coding region: 155-1588 (477 amino acids)
Biological process (GO): proteolysis
Molecular function (GO): aminopeptidase activity; zinc ion binding
Source: RefSeq, a predicted model, not a curated record
AACAAUUAGACGAUAACCUUUGUUUUGAAAACUAAAAACUGGUUUCCGGUACCAGCAUCGCGCUUCCGGUUGCGGCAGUGAGGGUAUCCUCGCUUCCGCCGCUGCCACUUGUCAAUGCUUGACCGUUUCUAAUACUGGUCUCAAAGUCCAACUAAUGCAGUCCGUAAUAAUGAAGAGCUCCAAGGAAGCCGUGCAGUCAGCAGCUAAAGAGUUUUUACAGUUUGUCAACAGAGGCGUGUCUCCAUAUCACGUGGUGGAAGAAUGCCGGAAGCGACUGCUUGAGGCGGGAUUCAUCGAGCUGAAGGAGAUGGACAAGUGGGACAUCCAACCAUGCAACAAAUACUUUGUGACCCGGAACUUCUCCAGUGUCUUAGCCUUUGCUGUAGGGGGGUGCUACUCACCUGGAAAUGGCUUCUCCAUGAUCGGAGCCCACACUGACAGCCCCUGUCUCAGAGUGAAGCCAAGGUCUAAGAAGACAAAGCAAGGCUGCCUUCAGGUUGGCGUGGAGUGCUACGGUGGGGGCAUCUGGAACACCUGGUUUGACCGUGACCUGACCAUUGCGGGCCGUGUCAUGGUUAAGGGUGAUGGCAGACUGCUCCAGCGGCUGGUGCAUGUGCCACGACCUCUACUCAGGAUCCCUCACCUGGCCAUCCACCUACAGAGGGACAUCAACGACUCCUUUGGCCCUAACAAGGAGAACCACCUUGUGCCCAUUCUGGCCACCGCUGUUCAGGAAGAGCUGGAGACAGGCAGCGUGUCGUCAGGGGACGUCAUCGGUGCUGCCAACACAGUGAAGACGGCAGACAAACACCACCCCGCCCUGGUGAAGGUUUUGUGUUCGGUGCUGCAAGUUGAGCCUGAAGCCCUGCUCGACUUUGAGCUCUGUCUGGCUGACACUCAGCCAGCGGCGUUGGGAGGCGUGUAUGAAGAGUUCAUUUACUCUCCUCGCCUGGACAACCUCCACAGCUGCUACUGCGCCCUGCAGGGGCUGAUUGAAUCCUGCUCGGGAGACUCGCUGGCCAAAGAUACCAACAUUCGCAUGGUGACGCUCUUCGACAACGAAGAGGUGGGCUCCGCGAGCGCUCAGGGGGCGCAGUCCAACCUCACAGAGCUCAUCCUCAGCCGGCUAGCCAGCUCCUCCUCCAACCCCACUGCCUUCCAGCAGGCGGCGCCACUCUCUUUCAUGAUUAGCGCUGACAUGGCCCAUGCCGUGCAUCCAAACUACCAGGAGAAGCACGAGGAGAACCAUCGGCCAGCUUUUCACAAGGGUCCUGUGAUAAAGUUCAACAGCAACCAGCGCUAUGCCACCACCGCUGUGACUGCCGCAGUUGUCCGCGAGAUCGCCAGGCAGGCCAGCGUUCCUCUUCAGGAUGUGAUGGUCCGUAACGACAGCACGUGUGGAUCCACCAUCGGACCCAUCCUUGCGGCUCGGCUCGGGGUGCCCGUGGUGGACAUCGGCGCUCCCCAGCUCUCCAUGCACUCAAUCCGGGAGAUGUGCUGUACUUCCAGCGUAUUGCAAAGCACCACCCUCUUUAAGACCUUCUUUGAGUUGUUUCCUCUCGUGAGGAGCACGUUGGUGGUCGAUUAGAUGGGAAUGAGCAGCGUGAGGUGGAGGCACUUCAGAACAUACUUGACAUGAAAGUGAUGUCCCUUGCACACACCUGUAAUUAUACCUGCAAUAAAGGACAUUCAAAGAUGGAA